Messenger RNA from Hevea brasiliensis (rubber tree), 714 nucleotides. RefSeq lists its product as uncharacterized. Lineage: Eukaryota; Viridiplantae; Streptophyta; Magnoliopsida; Malpighiales; Euphorbiaceae. The record is from RefSeq and is a predicted model, not a curated record. Bases 1 to 714 code for a protein of 237 amino acids. The transcript has 4 exons.
AUGGAGAUAGCCUUAGCUAGGGCACAAUUAGAUGAACCUCCAGAGGCUACUAUGGCACGUUUCCUAGCUGGUCUUAACAUGGAGAUUGCACAUGUUGUUGAGUUGCACUUUUACACUAAUUUGACUGAGUUGGUGCACAUAGCCAUUAAAAGAGUCAUGGUGAUUCGGGAGGAUGGGGAGGUAAAGAGUGAGGAAAAAAAGGAGGCCGAGCCUUUGAUGCUAAUUGAGGGGAAUGAAAAUGAAGAGGAUGUGCAUAUUGAGGAGCCAUCCGAUAGGUGUGAAUUUACAUUGGUUACAAUGAGGACCUUGAGUGCUCAACCUAUUGUGGAUAGUGAUGAGUUGCAAAGGGAAAACAUAUGUCAUACUAGGAAUACAAGGAUGUGUUUUCAAAUGAGAUACCCUCAGACAGCCUAUAGGAGUAGUAUAGCUGAGAUUAAGGAGCUUCAAAGACAAGUAGAUGAGCUUUUGGGUAAGGGACAUGUCCGUGAGAGCAUGAGUCCUUGUGUGGUUCCUGUUUUGCUUGUGCCAAAGAAGGAUGGGACAUAUAAGAUGUGGAUGGAUUAUAGAGCUAUGAAUAAAAUCACUAUAAAGUAUCGCCACCCUAAUCCUAGAUUAGAUGAUUUGUUGGAUGAGUUGCAUGAUUUUUGCAUUUUUAGUAAGAUUGAUUUGAAGAGCAGUUACCAUCAAAUUAGAAUAAGAGUUGGUGAUGAAUAG